CAUCCCUUUAUUUUCUUACAGAUUAGGUCGCGCCUCUUCUUCUUCAUCAGUUCUUCUUCAGUUGUUCUUCUGGUUUGAGCUCCACAGUUACCAUUGUUGCAGCGUUUGUAGUGGGAGCUAGAGCAGCAGCGGCUGGAGAAGCUAAAGCAGUAGAAGGUGAAACGAUACAAUGGUGCGACCAUAUGGUGUUAAAGGGCUUAAGAGGAAGAAGAAAGAAAAGUAUGCUGAAGAAGAAAUAGAACAAAAGCUCGAAGAAGUGGAGGCCGAAGCCCCCAUGAAGAAAGCAAAAACAGAAGAUGAAGAUGAGACUGAGCUUGGUGGGAUUCCAAUCUCUAUAACCGAUCAGAAAGCUAAACCUGGAGUUAUAUUCAUCCUUGAAAGGGCUUCUCUUGAAGUAGCUAAAGUUGGAAAGGGUUUUCAGCUUUUGAGUUCAGAUGAACACGCUACCUUCAUCAAGAGGAGUAAAAAAAAUCCGGCUGAUUAUCGCCCUGACAUAGCUCACCAGGCCAUUCUUGCCAUUUUUGAUAGCCAGCUAGCCAAGGCUGGAAGAUUGAAAGCUGUAUUUGUGAGGACGGAGGGAAAUAAUCUUAUUGAAAUUAAGCCACAUGUUCGUAUACCAAGGACCUACAAACGAUUUUGUGGUCUCAUGUUGGAGCUGCUGCAGAAACUAACUAUAACCGCAGCUGGUACACGCGAGAAACUUAUGAAGAUGGUUAAGAACCCAGUAACUCAAUAUCUGCCCCUCAAUUCCCGUAAAAUAGGUUUCUCAGUUAGCUCGGAAAAGCUGGUGGACAUGCACGACUAUGUGACCACUGUUCCAGAUGAUAUGGACUUGGUUUUCGUGGUUGGUGCUAUGUCCCAUGGUAAAGUUGAUGACCAUUAUGUUGAGGAUUACUUAUCAAUUUCGAGUUAUCCAUUGAGUGCAGCAUGCUGUAUCGCAACGAUAUGUGGCGCUUUGCAGAGGAAGUGGAAGAUUUUGUGAACACUACUUGUUUAGUAGUAGUGCUUUUUGUUCUUCCUCAAUUUAAUUUGGUGGAAAUAGCCAAUGUACUAAUAGUGAUUGUGUGACUUUUCUUUUUAAUAUUGUAUCAACUUAUUAUUCUAGACAAGUUUUAAAAAACUUGCAUUA
Impatiens glandulifera is the source of this 1129-nucleotide messenger RNA. Its product is annotated as ribosomal RNA small subunit methyltransferase nep-1. Gene Ontology annotation, molecular function: rRNA binding; rRNA (pseudouridine) methyltransferase activity. The record is from RefSeq and is a predicted model, not a curated record. Gene Ontology annotation, biological process: rRNA base methylation. Gene Ontology annotation, cellular component: nucleolus; small-subunit processome. Lineage: Eukaryota; Viridiplantae; Streptophyta; Magnoliopsida; Ericales; Balsaminaceae. The transcript has 8 exons. The coding region runs from base 170 to 982 and encodes 270 amino acids.